Talaromyces stipitatus ATCC 10500 is the source of this 2936-nucleotide messenger RNA. Its product is annotated as DUF907 domain protein. Gene Ontology annotation, biological process: fungal-type cell wall biogenesis; transmembrane transport. Bases 247 to 2466 code for a protein of 739 amino acids. The transcript has 2 exons. The record is from RefSeq and is a predicted model, not a curated record. Lineage: Eukaryota; Fungi; Ascomycota; Eurotiomycetes; Eurotiales; Trichocomaceae.
UCGCUACGACGUAACAUUCGACGCUACACAGGGCUUUGGCAAAUCCGAUGGUGACGCAAGCUUGAGUGUUUAGGGAAUUGUUCACCCCACAGCCGGUUCUAGGAAGUGACCCUGUCCAACUUAUACUACACACGACUUCCGUUUCCGGCCAUUCUAUCUUCACCUUGACACUCUGGAGUGUCCAUCGAUUGUCCUUAUCUCACCAUCACAUCUAAAUACUCGUCGUCGGUGAUUACAACCACAAAUAUGUGGUUAUCCUCGAGUCUUUCGUACCUCGUGGCCAUUGUGGCCUUGUCACCCUUCGUGUCAGCCAUUCGGCUCCUUCAGUCGACGUCGCUAACAGAAUGUAUGGCGAAUUCGAACUUUUCGGCAUCUCUAUUCCAAGUCACCUUCACCCCCGACAACAAAACGCUCGCUAUUAAUAUCAACGGUAUUUCGUCGAUAUCUGGAAAUGUCACGGCAGAAGUCGUAGUUACCGCGUACGGCUUUCAAGCAUUAAGACAGAAGCUGAGUCCUUGCGAUUUGAAAUUGGACGGUUUAUGUCCCAUGCAAACCGGUCCUAUCGCUAUCGACACCACCAUUCCUAUCUCUGAUUCCGUGGUCAAAGCUAUUCCCAGCAUCGCUUUCAACGUUCCUGAUCUGGAUGGACAGGUCUUUGUAUACAUCAACUCCACAGAUACUGGCGAGACUAUCGCUUGUCUGGAAGCCAAUCUUACAAACAGCCAAACAGUUCACCAAAAAGCUGUCGAAUGGGUUGUGGCUGUUAUUGCAGGUCUCGGUCUUGUGGCUUCGGCCAUUACCUCUGGACUCGGUCACUCAAACACCGCUGCACACGUCGCUGCUAAUGCACUGUCUCUUUUCGGAUUUUUCCAAGCUCAAGCUAUGAUCGGCGAUACGGCUGUUCAUAUGCCUCCUAUCGUUGCAGCUUGGACACAGAAUUUCCAAUGGAGCAUGGGUAUUAUUCAGGUUGACUUUUUGCAGAAAAUCGCGACAUGGUAUCAACGGGCUACUGGCGGAACUGCGAGUACACUAUUGCAGAGUCUGGACACUACAUCAGUGGUAGUGCAAAAGCGAGCGUUCGACACAGGGAUGGACCUAUAUCGCCGCGGUAUGAAUUAUUUUGAUAGACGAGCCACCGGGACAAGCCAGACAGUGACGAUAUCUGGUAUCGAGCGAGUGGGCUUCAAAGCUGAUAUCGAAUCGACCAACAUCUUUUUGACUGGUCUUAUUUGGUUCGUCGUUUUUGUCGCCUUGGUCAUGAUUGGAGUUUCGGCAUUCAAGGGUAUUUGUGAAUUGUUGGUUAAAUACAACAAAAUGCCUAGCGACAAGUUCCAGGAUUUCCGAAACGGAUGGAAGAUUGUCAUGCGUGGUAUUCUCUUUCGCCUCACGCUUAUUGGUUGGGCUCAGAUGUGUGUCCUCUGUCUUUGGGAGUUGACAAAGCGUGACUCUGCGGCUGAAGUCAUUCUUGCUAUACUCAUGUUUUUGUCGAUGGCGAUAGUGCUCGGUUGGGCGGCUUUCAAGGUCAUUACACUUGCCAGACGGUCCAUUGCCAUGCAUAAGAAUCCGGCCUAUAUUCUCUACUCCGACCCUGCUUGCUUGAACAAGUGGGGCUUCUUGUAUGUCCAGUACAGGGCUACAGCAUACUACUUUGUCAUCCCUGUGCUUGGGUAUCUGCUUCUCAAGGGCAUAUUUAUUGCCUUUGGACAAAAGGCGCAAGUUGCGCAAGCUGUCGCUUUCUUGGUCAUUGAGGCUUCCUUCUUGAUUGCCGUCAGCGUGAUUCGCCCCUGGAUGGACAAGAGAACCAACAUCUUCAACAUUUCGAUUGCGGCUUGCAACUUUUUGAAUGCUAUUUUCUUACUAGUCUUUAGCGAUGUUUUUAAUCAACCGGGAAUGGUUACUGGUGUUAUGGGAAUUGUCUUUUUUGUCUACAACGCAGUUUUUGCGUUGGUUCUUUUGAUUCUGGUUUUGAUCGCCUCUAUAUACGCGAUUGUCUCCAAGAACCCAGAUAUGCGCUACCAACCCAUGCGCGAUGACCGUGGCUCAUUCAUCAAGAGCAAUGUUGAGCUCAACACAGAACUAGAUGCAUUAGCCAACACCGCUCGUGGAGGCGGUGAGAUGGAACUUAAAUCGACAGCCUACCACCCAACAUACGAAGAGGAGUCUCACUCUAUUUCAAGCGGUAACGGCGCCAGUAUAAACGGUGCCACCAUAAACCAUCGACCACACGACAUUAACAAGGCACCUCCAUCACCCAUCGAUCCUGCGGUGCCUUUAUUCCCUAGCCAUGCACCACCAUCGUACGAACAAAACGGGUACGGACAAAACGGAUACGGCCAUGAGAUCGAACGGAGUCGAUCACCGGCACAGAUUGGAGAUUUCAAUCCUGCAUCUGCAUUAGCCAUGCAGAAUUAUAGACAACAACACAAUGCCAGUCCAUGGCAACGAGGCGCCGGCUAUGAUCAUUAGUCUUGCUAUAUGCCUAGAGUCGUUUGUCUGUUUAUGAUGAGACAUGCCAUACCAUACCAUACAUUUCAGGCCGUUUUUACGUUUAUUCUCUAUCACUCCUUCUUUUUCCUUUUAUAGAACUUUCAACCUCGUCUAUGGAUAUACCAGGCGUUCAUCUUCGCUUCAUUUAUCUCUUAUCUUUUUUCUUUUACUUCGACUUCUCUAUUUUAGAACACAGCAUGUGCGGGAUCUGGCUUAUCAUUAUUCGGGGUUUUCAUUAUGGUAUUUCUUUCUUUCCCUUGAAGAAGGGGACGGAUUCGAAACGUCAUUUUAUUUUUCCCCUUGUAAUUGUUUUCUUUGAUUGUAUGGGAUAACGGCGUUGUCUCUUUGGAUUAUGCAUAUCUAUGUAUGUAUAAAAUUAUUUGCUUUAUUAGCUUCAAGGGGCAUGGGCUGUUUGCGUAUGUAACAAUUGAAAUGUUUCGAUUUAUUUC